Messenger RNA from Dentiscutata erythropus, 544 nucleotides. The record is from the annotation of a GenBank genome assembly. Lineage: Eukaryota; Fungi; Glomeromycota; Glomeromycetes; Diversisporales; Gigasporaceae.
CGGAAAUCAAGAUAUUGACAAUUUAAUUAAGGCAACGCAUAAUAAACAACUUAAAUAUAGAUUAGAGUGGAUCCCAUUCAAGGACUUUGUAGACAUAACGCAAAUUGGAACAGGUGGUUUUAGUGAAGUUUAUACUGCUACAUGGACAAAAGGGACACUAAAAGGUGUAAAGGGUUUUAAAAUAAAUUUUGAACGGGAUGAAAAUGUGACAGUUGUGCUAAAGGUUCUUAAAGAUUCUUCUAACAUUAAUUCUGCAUUUUUAAAAGAGUUACAAAAUAUUGUUGAAAGCCAGCCUAAUUCUGACAAACGUCAACUUGUUCAUUGUUAUGGAGUGUCACAAGAUCCGAAUACAAAUAAUUAUAUAUUUGCUAUGACUUAUAUGUCUCAUGGAAGUUUAAAUGAAUAUUUAUCAAAUAAUUUUAAAAUUAUUACUUGGAAAAUGAAACUAGACCUUCUUAGGGAUAUUGUUACUGGAAUUAAAUGGAUUCAUGAAAAUAAAAUAAUACACCGCGAUAUACACGACGGAAAUAUAUUAAUAGAUGAG